CUACGAAUACAGGUACCGGACAUCUAAGUUCCAGGUGCAGCUUGCUUGAUCUCUUCUUCCCAUCCAUUGUCUCUCAGCAACGGGCUUCAAGAUGCAGUCCAAGCUCCUCCUCGCAACCCUCUCGGCCGCUGCCGUUGCUCCGGCCGCAGCUGAGCAAGUCCUCGGCGUCUACAUCUUCCAUCGACACGGAGACCGUACAUCCAAGGCCUGGAACCCCGUCGGCUUGACCCCCUUGGGAGCCCAGCAGGUGGCCAGCUCUGCCGACUUCUACCGCAACCGCUACAUCACCAGCAAUGCCGACCUGCGCAUUGCCAGCAUCAGCGCCGACCAGGCUGUCCUGUCCCAGCUCGCCGUCACGGCCCCCGUCGACAAUGUGCUGCAGAACUCGGCCAAUGUCUUCGUCCAGGGCCUGUAUCCUCCGUCCAAGAGCGCCGGAUCCCAGAAGCUUGCCAACGGCACUACCGUCGAGGCUCCUCUGGGCGGAUACCAGUACAUCCCGGUCAACACCGUCUCCACAUCUGCCAGCUCGGCCAAUUCCGAGGCAAACGCCUGGCUCCAGGGCAGCAGCGGUUGCAGUGAUGCUGUUGUUAGCUCAAACAGCUACUUCCUGACCCCCGAGUAUCUCAGUACCUUUAACGACACUAAGGACUUUUACCAGAACCUGCUGCCCGUCAUCAACACCACUUUCAACACCACCACUGCCACCUUCAAGAACGGCUACUCAAUCUUUGAUUACAUCAAUGUUGCCACAAUCCACAAUGCCUCCAUUCCCUCUGACAACCUCCUCACUAAAUCUACCCUCUCCAACCUCUAUGAUUUGGCUUCUACCCACGAGUGGAACCUCGCCUACAACAGCAGCGAGCCCGUCCGUGCCAUUGCUGGAUCCGUCCUUGCUGGUCAGAUCAUGACUGCUCUCCAGGGCAUCGUCGACGGCAAGUCCGUGCCUCGCUUUAACAUCCAGUUCGGAGCCUACGGUGCCUUCAUGGCCUUCUUCGGCCUCGCCCAGCUGCCCGCUGCCUCCAAUGACUUCUACGGCAUUUGCAACUACGCCUCCUCCAUGGUCAUCGAGCUUGUCGCCCCCAGCGCCUCCCAGACCACGGCCGACGACCUCACUGUCCGCUUCCUCUGGUCCAACGGCACUGCUGCCGCCAACGGCCUCAAGACCUACCCCCUGUUUGGCCAGAAGGAGACCACCCUCAGCUGGAACGAUUUCAAGACCGGCAUGGACAAGUUCGCCAUUGCUGAUACCCAGGACUGGUGCAAGACCUGCGGCAACACCGAUGGAAGCUGCGCCGCCAACACGACCGCUUCCAACACCCCCUCUACUCAGUCUUCCGGCAACAGCAACAUUAGCAAGCCCGUCGCCGGUGUCAUUGGUGCCCUCGUUACCCUGGGAGUCAUUCUCGGCCUCGAGGCCCUCGUUAUGCUGCUUGGUGGUCUGCGCCUUGUUAAGAAGUCGACUCUGGCUCGAGGUGCUCCUGCUGGCGAUGCUGCUGUCAAGGCAUAAAUUUGAUGAAGAUUACUUUUGGUCGUACAUAGUAUGUGUAGCUUUGGUAGGGAUGGAUGGAUAGGAUAACGUCAUAUACCCAAAUAAGAAGAUAUGAAAUUUUUACCAGUUUCGCUCA
This is a messenger RNA of Trichoderma virens Gv29-8, 1625 nucleotides long. RefSeq lists its product as uncharacterized. Gene Ontology annotation, biological process: dephosphorylation. The record is from RefSeq and is a predicted model, not a curated record. Bases 92 to 1507 code for a protein of 471 amino acids. The transcript is spliced from 2 exons. Lineage: Eukaryota; Fungi; Ascomycota; Sordariomycetes; Hypocreales; Hypocreaceae. Gene Ontology annotation, molecular function: phosphatase activity.